AUGCUGAUAAAGAUUCUCUCACAAAGGCUCACCUUGAUGGAUGUCGACUCACGUGUCAUUGCUUGCGUUUUCUACAUGACUACACUAGCGUCCCCAGAGGCUUCAGUCUUCGAGAAUGAAGUCAAUAAACUACUGGACAUGAUCAAAAUCCAUCCCUUCUUUGGCGCAUUCUUCCUUAAAGACUCACUUGUCAAUCAGUCUGAGAAGAUCAAGCCUCUUUUGCUAGCAUCCCCUGAACCAUCAUUGAUCUAUCGCUUCGGUCUCGAAAGCAGGGAUGUCACUUUUGUCCGGGUGAAAUCAGCCAAUUCCCGCAGCAGUGAGCUAGUCUUUGCAUUAGAGCACUUGUGGAAAAUACCUGGAGGAUAUGUCAUCGUUCGAGACCUCAUUUACUUCACUCAUAUUCCGACGCUCAAAAAUAUUCAAUUGCAAGGAAUUCCAGCGGUUCAACGUCUGAUUAUAUUACUCGAUAAUUAUGAACAAAAUCCGAGAUUUGAACCUUUGAAGUGUUCUUUGGUUAUGCGAGGAGGCCUUGUGUUGAUGGUGCAAACAUACAAUAAGAGCGUGGUCCUAUUCAGUGACGGUGGCGCAAGGCUUAAGCAUCUCCCAGUCAAAAGUGUCCAAACUCUCUUAAACUCGAAGAAAUCAUUCAGGUCAGUUGAAGUUAUCUGUCACCAAAAAGGCACCUUAAACACCGCAGUCGACAACCACGAGAAGCGCAUGUCCGCCCGUCGUGAAUAUCUUGUCGAGACACGAGGUAACAAGUUGGCAGGUGUUGAGCAGACUUUGCUAGCCAGAGAAGCUGCUGUCAAAGCUACUGAAACUGCACUCAAUCUUCGAGAAUCUGCUGCGAAAGCAUCAGAAGAUGCAGUCAGCCAGCGCGAAAAUUCUGUAAGAUCCGAAAAGGCUACUAUCAAGCAUGAUAAAGAAGCUCUCAAACUCUACGAAUUAAACUUGCGUUAUACCGAGGAACGUCUGCAGGAAAAGGAUGAAAAGCUUAACUAG
Botrytis sinoallii is the source of this 1002-nucleotide messenger RNA. RefSeq lists its product as uncharacterized. The record is from RefSeq and is a predicted model, not a curated record. The transcript has 3 exons. NCBI's taxonomy places the organism in Eukaryota, Fungi, Ascomycota, Leotiomycetes, Helotiales, Sclerotiniaceae. Bases 1 to 1002 code for a protein of 333 amino acids.